AUGAAGGGUAGCACGUCAGGGAUGAGUGGCAUUGGAGAAUCCACAAGGAGAAAGACCGUUUUUGGAGCUCCAUUGGCAAGACCUCGCGAGUCAGAACAACAAGAGGGCCGUGUGAGUUCCAAUAUGAGGGUUUAUGUGAGGUGUAGAUCGAGAAAUGAGCAGGAGAUUGAGGAGAAGAGUAGUGUGGUAAUAUCUACGUUGGGCGCAAAAGGUCGAGAAGUGAUUUUGUCGAAUGGUGCAGGGUCCCUAUCGCAUUCAAAGAGAACUUAUACAUUUGAUCAGGUUUUUGGUGCGGAGAGUGAUCAGGAGACUGUGUUUGAUGAAGUGGCUAAGGACUAUAUUAGCGAAAUGUUGGAAGGGUAUAACUGUACUGUGUUUACGUAUGGUCAGACGGGGACAGGUAAGACUUAUACGAUGUCUGGAGAUAUCAGUAUUCUUGGAGAUUUAGAUUCUCAGGAUAAGAUCUUGCUUGGAGAGCAUUCGGGAAUAAUACCGCGAGUAUUGGUGGAUCUCUUUAAGCAAUUAUCACAGGAAACUAACGAAUAUACAGUGAAAGUCUCGUUUCUUGAGCUGUACAACGAGAAAUUGAAGGAUCUGCUUGCUGAGAGUGAGCAGGAGGAGGAGAAUAUUAGGAUCUUUGACAAUAACUCUGGUUUUAACUGCAACAAGAAUGUGAAACAGCUAGUGAAAUUAGAUGGAUCUUCUCAUCGCACUUCUUCCGCGUCUUCGUCAUCUUCAUCUAUCAUGGUGAAGGGAAUGGAAGAAUUUUAUAUCAAGAGUGCUCACGAGGGCUUAGAAUUGCUGAUGACCGGAUCUUUGAAAAGAAAGGUAGCUGCCACGAAGUGCAACGACCUCUCCUCAAGAUCUCACACGGUCUUCACCAUUACUACCAAUGUUGCUAGAACAGAUCCUGUGUCUAAUGAACAAUAUAUCAAGAUUGGCAAGUUGAAUUUAGUAGACUUAGCUGGUAGCGAAAAUAUAAACCGAUCUGGAGCUGAAAAUAAGAGAGCUCAGGAGGCAGGUCUGAUCAAUAAGUCAUUAUUGACACUUGGGAGGGUCAUCAAUGCUUUGGUAGAUAACUCACAACAUAUACCGUAUCGGGAGUCAAAAUUGACGAGACUUCUGCAGGAUUCCUUAGGAGGCAAGACUAAGACAUGUAUCAUAGCAACUAUAUCUCCGGCUAAGAUCUCCAUGGAUGAAACUGUGAGUACACUGGAAUAUGCCACACGAGCAAAAUCGAUUAAGAAUACCCCACAGGUUAAUCAGUCAAUGUCGAAGAAUUCAUGUCUGGGAGAAUAUAUCCAUGAGAUCGAGAGACUAAGGCAAGAACUCAAAGCUUCGAGGCAAAAGGAAGGUAUGUACAUUACGGAGGAUCAAUUUCAACUAUACGAGAGCAACAGUAUACUGGUGGAAGAACAAAAAGUAAGGAUACAAAAUAUGGAAGACCAAAUACUUAAGUUUAAAGCGAAAUACGUUGAACAAACAAACUUGAGCAAAGAUGCUGAAAAGAGGUUGAAGCAGUCCCAAUUACUUUGCAAAAAACUCUCAAUAGAGAAAGCUGAAAUGAGUGAAAAUUUCCAAAGCUUUCGACAAACGUGCACUGAGUACGUUGAUAGUGUUGAAGACAUACACCGAUCUAAUCUUGAACUGAUCCGGUCUUUAAAAGAUGAGCGUGAUGAUCUGUUUGGUAAAUCAGUCGAAUCCGGGAACAUGAUAUCAUCUCUCAUAGCCGAUAACAUAAGGCAAGGGAAGAAUUUGUCGAAGCUAAAUUCAUCAUUGCAGGCCUACAGCUCAAAAUAUGAUCAAGUAUCUGCUGGCGUAUUCGAAGAGAUGGAAUCGAAUGUGAUUUUUCAUAAGAAUGCUAUUGUUGGUCAGCUUUCUUCAAUUUCUCUAGACACCUUCAUGACAAAUAUACGGAGCAUGCACAGUGCCCUAAUCAAGGUCUUCAGUGAGCUCCAAACAUAUCGCUUCGAUGAAAAGGGAAUCAUUUUCUCAGCACAUAGAUCCAUAUUGAAUCAGUGCUACCGCCGUGUGUGCCACUUUAUGACGAUGUUAGAUUCUUCCUUUUCGGGCCUGGUACACGGUCUGCGACAGGCAUCUGAAUUAAGCUUAGAUGAAGUUGAUAAAUUGGGUGACAGCUAUUCUGGCAGGGCAUGUGAAGUUAUUGAAGCCCAAAAGAGGCACAUUGAGGAUAUGGAAAACAAACUGUGUCGAAAGAGCCAAGCGCUGGAAAAAUCGAAUGCUCAUAUUUUGAGCUUACAAGAAUACUUUGCAGAGAAUAUCAUGAAGCAGAGGAGCAAAAUUUUCGACGAUUUGAAGAAAGCAGUCGAGACCGCUGAAGGCCAUCAACUGAGUCUUGAAGAAGAUGUUCUCAAAAAAUCAAUUGACACGCUGCAGAUCGUUAAGAAUGAAAUGUGCACAGAGCACGUCACGAGUCUUCACGAGAUGGCAGAGUUGGGCACAUCAUCACUGAACUCAUUCUCAGAGUUGGUGAAAAGCUUUAGAAACAAACUUUCCCAGUUAUCUCAUGGGAGCACCGACCGUUUAAGCCAUCUGCUUGCGACAAACUCAAUAACAAAGGAGCUUCAUGAUUUUAAGAAAGCCAUAGUAAUUGAGUGUAGCGAUCACAAGUCACAGAGUCUCGUGGAAAAGAUUGACGAGUUGAACACCAGAAUUUCUAGCCAUGUUGAGGCCGUCAUCCUAGAAUCAUCCGACGCGAUUUCAGAAAGCAGUAAUAAAGUUUCUGCAGCAUCUGGUCAAGCAAAACAGCGACUCGAAAAUGCGGUAUCAGAGCUAGAUGCACUAUGUGAGUAUCUCAUGGCAAACUAUAAGGAAAAUUUCAAUCAAAUCACCAAGACACAGGACCGUAUAAUUUCCGACCACUGUGCUGAUGUACAGCUUUCAAUAGCCACUCUGGAAAACUUCGCGCAGCAUUUUGACGUGCCCACCCAGCCACGAAUCAAAGUGGAAGUAUCAAACUCUUUUGGUAGCCAACUUCCAAAGCUAAGAAGUCCUGGAAAAUCUGAUAAACAAGAAGAAUGGCAAAAUGGUACUGAAAAUGAAAACGUUUGUUCACCUACAAGAAAUCAUCUAAUUUUUAAUCCUAGUACACCAGUUCCAGUGCCGGAUCAGCCGCUUUCAAAAGUCUUACUACCAAGGAGCAUUAAUUCUAAUGCAAAGCGCCCGACAAUGCUACCCAUCGACCUUAAGAAACCACAGAUAACAUAUAACAACAACUUGAAACGCCGAUUUACCACAGAGCCCGUCAUUGAAAGGGAUGAUGCACAGGAAAAGAGGCCAAGAUCGGGUGGAACAUAG
Torulaspora delbrueckii is the source of this 3318-nucleotide messenger RNA. It is a transcript of the gene KIP1, whose product is annotated as Kip1p. Gene Ontology annotation, cellular component: nucleus; spindle microtubule. Lineage: Eukaryota; Fungi; Ascomycota; Saccharomycetes; Saccharomycetales; Saccharomycetaceae. The record is from RefSeq and is a predicted model, not a curated record. Gene Ontology annotation, biological process: microtubule-based movement; mitotic spindle assembly. The transcript has a single exon. The coding region runs from base 1 to 3318 and encodes 1105 amino acids. Gene Ontology annotation, molecular function: ATP binding; plus-end-directed microtubule motor activity; microtubule binding.